Messenger RNA from Trichoderma atroviride IMI 206040, 2870 nucleotides. Lineage: Eukaryota; Fungi; Ascomycota; Sordariomycetes; Hypocreales; Hypocreaceae. The record is from RefSeq and is a predicted model, not a curated record.
GGUGGCCAAGAGUAUCUGUAUUGUGCGAGGAGCCGCCGCCAGGUGAUUAUAGGCUACUCUUCUGACUUUCAGCUUUCUCCUCCUCUCGCGACCGAACCCCGAUCAGUUGUCAAGAAUCUCCCCGCCAUGAGCUCUCAAGACGACGGGCUCUACGCCCAUUCUCCCAACAAUACUGGGUAUGGCCACGAUGCCGAAAAAUUCAGCAACGGCGAGGGCAACUUCGAAAAUGCCCGUCACAUUUCUAUGAUUGCUAUCGGUGGCGCGCUCGGUACAGGUCUCAUCAUUGGUACCGGCAAGGCUCUCGCUCAAGCUGGACCUGGUUCAUUGCUCAUUUCGUACUGUUUCGUCGGACUUCUCGUCUUCGGUGUUAUGGCAUCUCUGGGAGAAAUGGCGGCUUGGCUACCCAUGAGUGCUGGAUUUACGGGCUACGCGACGCGAUACUGCCAUCCAUCUUUGGGAUUUGCUCUUGGCUGGACAUACUGGUUCAAGUACAUCAUCACUACUCCGAAUCAGUUGACAGCUGCCGCAUUGGUCAUUCAGUUCUGGUUACCUCGAGACAAGGUCAAUCCAGGCGUCUGGAUUGCCAUCUUCUUAGUCAUUAUCAUCGUUGUCAAUUACCUAGGAAUUGAACUCUUUGGCGAGCUGGAAUUUUGGCUGUCAUCUUUCAAGGUCAUUAUCAUCGUCGGCAUCAUCAUCUUCGCUCUCGUCAUUGCUUGCGGAGGCGGCCCCGGUGGCGAUGCUCCUGGCUUCCGAUACUGGCACAAUCCCGGCGCAUUUGCUGAAUUGUAUGCCGAGGGUCCUUUGGGCAAAUUCCUCGGCUUCUGGUCUGUCAUGGUCAACGCAACUUUUGCUUACCUUGGAACCGAGCUGGUUGGUGUUACUGCUGGUGAAGCCCAGAACCCUCGACGAAGCAUUCCUAAGGCCAUCAAGCUUACUUUCUUCCGUAUCCUCUUCUUCUACUGCCUCAGCAUCUUCCUCAUCGGCAUGAUCGUUCCCUAUAACAGCCCGGAUCUCGCCUUCGCCAACAAGCAGUCUACAAGUGCCAACGCCUCGCCUUUCGUUGUCGCGGCCACUGUCGCCGGUGUCAAGAUCCUGCCUCACAUCAUCAAUGCUUGCAUCCUGGUCUUUGUCUUUUCCGCCUCCAACUCUGAUCUGUACAUUGCGAGCCGAACCCUCUACGGCCUUGCGUCAGAUAAUGCAGCCCCAGCUAUUUUCAAGAAGACGAAUAAGCGCGGCGUGCCCUACCCGGCGCUUGCCCUCUCUGCAACGAUUUCGUGUCUUGCAUUCAUGAACGCUUCUACCAACAGCACGGUGGUCUUUGGCUACUUCGUUAACCUUGUUACCAUCUUUGGUAUUUUGACUUGGAUUUCCAUCCUUGUCACCUACCUCUUCUUCCUGCGCGCUCGCCGCGCCCAGAACAUCCCCGAUAGUGCCAUGCCUUAUGUCGCCCCUCAAGGAUUUUGGGGUACCGUCGUCUGCCUGGCCUUUGUCAUUCUUAUCAGCUUGACAAAGAACUUCAACGUCUUCAUCCGCACUAAGGACUCCGAUUUUGAUUAUAAGAACUUCAUUACAGGAUACCUUGGAAUUCCUCUCUACAUUACCAUGCUCUUCGGGCACAUGCUCCUCACCGGCAGUCGAGGCGUUAAGCCUCACGAGGCCGACUUUUACACCGGAAAAGACAUCAUCGAUUCACAGGAGGCGGACUACCUGGAGCAAGAACAGAUUAAAAACGCAGACAGCCAGGGCGCGCGUAAGUUUUACAACCGUUAUGUUGCGUGGCUUUUCUAAAAGCCGUACUGGAGUUAUGAAUGGUCCUGUUGCUUUGAGAGAUGGGCGAGUUUGGGACUGUGAUAGACUGGGCUGGUUCUCCGUUUUUACAAUUAUGAAUACAAGGCAUAUGAUAUGGUAUACCUUAUGCUACGAAAUAUUGUCAAUAUUAUGAUUAGAUGCGUAUAGAUUCACAUUGAAUACCCUAGUGGCUCUUUAAGAGACUUGCGAGGCACAGCUUCUCCAUGGUAGACAAAUCGGAAGCGACAUAUUCAGAAUCACAAAUGUUUCAUCAUCAUCUAGCGUAUUCUAAAAUAUCUGCUAUGCAAAUGCGUUUCUGCAAAAUGAGAAGAAUAAAAACAAGACAAAAAGAGAAACGCCACCAACUCACACACAUUCGUUCAAAAGAACGCCCCGUCGUGUGUUACAUAAAGAAAGGGAAAGAAAUUCCACACAGGCCGUAAAAACAUAUGCAUGCAGGAAGACAGAUGGCUACACAAACCAAGCCUCCUCCCUUCUGCUUCCCUUCUACCGCAAAAAUUCCAACAUUUCGUCGGGAUGUGUGUGUGCUUUCCCUUCCUGUCAUAGAAUAUAUAUAAAAGGGGGUAUAAUUCAAGAAGAAAUGAUAAUAGCACCAUGUUUUAUCGUAGCCCGCUGAGAGCUUUGUAUAAUUUUUUUUCUUUCGAUCUUUUUUUUCCAACUACGUUUGUCAAAUUCGUUCAACCUUCGAUGGGUCUUAGACAAUGCCUUUUUUAGACACCUCUGAAUAGACGGACGAUGAGGAACCACAUGGCUCCCAAGAAUUUGAAGCUGCUCAGGGCUGCCACACUCCAGAGGACGACAGCCAUGUAAAUGUUGGAUCGCUCUGUUUGCUGGUUCUCAAUAUCCUGCUCGUUACCAGGCGUGAUCCUCUCCAGGCCAGCAGAGCUCAAAACCACGGCUGCAAGAGCAAAGUUGGAAAUCAUCCAGAUCAGCACGACACCAGUUCGUACACCUCUGUAGUAGUCCAUCUGCUUCUCUUGCAGCUGAGCUUCUGUGGGCUCUGACUUGACUUCCUUGAAUUUGACGCUGAAGACGGAGACUUCUCGCUGAUACUGGGCAUU